UCUGCAGUACUUUCUUCUGAGAAAGUUCAGCUCUUCAUCAUCUACAGAAGCUCCUCAGACUCCUCCUGCGCUGACAGCCAUGGUUCUCAGUGGAACUCUGAGAGUGGUCCUGCUCUGUCUUCUCUCUCUCUGUCUGAGAGGGGCUGAAGCUCAGCUGGUGAACCAGAACAAUCUGGCUCACAUCAUCAGUCACAUUCAGACCCAGUACAAUCCAGGUGGAAACAGACCAAAUAAUAGAAACCCUCAGUUCGCAGUGGCCAUCAACAUCCCACGUCAACUCUGUACUCAACGCUUCAAUUUUCAGGAAUUUCUGGCGGCUCUUAACAAUGAUCAGCCAAAUAAUGUGAGAAAUAACUUGAGACGUAAUGGAAUCUAUAAUGGGCGACGGAUGAUUGGUGCAACGCUCAUAGAAGAUCCCAACAACAUUGACCCAAAUACAAAUCGACACCCCUUCUUCCACUCUGAGUACCUUCUGCUGAUUAAUUCUAAUCCAUUAGGGGUUCCUCCCAAUGUUCCACUCAUGCAGGACCUCCUGAACAGAGACCCACAGGGCUGUGUGAUCUUCUACACCUAUAACUCCCCCUGUACAAGAACCUGCUUAAACAGGUACAGACCCCGUAACAUUCUCACUGCCCUCAACAUGAUUAGACUCCGCCAAGGCCCAAAAGCUUUCGUCUACAACAGGGUAUUUCAAAGAGAUCAAGGGAACCCUCAACUGGGCGCAAGCCUUAGAAGAAUAGAGGGAAACAAUAAUAAUAACAGAUUUCUCUACCGCUGUAACCAAAAUCCACAACAACAUCAACACUACACGUGUCGGCUUUGCUUCAAUGGAGCCACAGCAGAUCCAAACUGCCUGAACUAAAGUUCACAAUCUGAUGGAUGAUCACUGUGUGUGAAAUCCUGCUGUGCUUAAACUCUGUCGCUCACUCACUGAGAGAGAGUCACUCUUCUGCUCUUCUUCCUGCUCUCAUUGGUCUCUGAUCACUGAUCAUUACCAAUAAAUGAACUCAGCAAACUGCAUUGA
This is a messenger RNA of Colossoma macropomum (tambaqui), 1024 nucleotides long. RefSeq lists its product as uncharacterized. NCBI's taxonomy places the organism in Eukaryota, Metazoa, Chordata, Actinopteri, Characiformes, Serrasalmidae. The transcript has 3 exons. The record is from RefSeq and is a predicted model, not a curated record. Bases 80 to 862 code for a protein of 260 amino acids.